UUCACUGCGCUUGCGCUGACAGACGCAAGAUGGCGGACAGUGCGGAACUAAAGCAAAUGGUUAUGAGCCUUAGAGUUUCUGAACUCCAAGUACUGUUGGGCUACGCUGGGAGAAACAAGCACGGACGCAAACACGAACUUCUCACAAAAGCCCUGCAUUUGCUAAAGGCUGGCUGCAGUCCUGCUGUACAAAUGAAAAUUAAAGAACUCUAUAGGCGGAGGUUCCCCCAGAAAAUCAUGACGCCUGCGGACUUGUCCAUCCCCAACGUACAUUCAAGUCCUAUGCCAGCAACUUUGUCUCCAUCUACCAUUCCACAGCUCACUUAUGACGGUCACCCUGCAUCAUCACCGUUACUCCCUGUUUCUCUUCUGGGACCUAAACAUGAACUGGAACUCCCACAUCUAACAUCAGCUCUUCACCCAGUCCAUCCGGAUAUAAAACUUCAAAAAUUACCAUUUUAUGACUUACUGGAUGAACUGAUAAAACCCACCAGUCUAGCAUCAGACAACAGUCAGCGCUUUCGAGAAACCUGCUUUGCGUUUGCAUUGACGCCACAGCAAGUGCAGCAGAUCAGUAGUUCCAUGGAUAUUUCUGGGACCAAAUGUGACUUCACAGUGCAGGUCCAGUUAAGGUUUUGUUUAUCAGAAACCAGUUGUCCACAAGAAGAUCACUUCCCACCCAACCUUUGUGUGAAAGUGAAUACAAAACCUUGCAGCCUUCCAGGUUAUCUUCCACCUACGAAAAACGGUGUGGAACCAAAGCGACCUAGCCGACCAAUUAACAUCACCUCCCUUGUCAGGUUGUCCACAACUGUGCCAAACACCAUUGUUGUUUCUUGGACUGCAGAAAUUGGAAGAAACUAUUCCAUGGCAGUAUAUCUUGUAAAACAGUUGUCCUCAACAGUUCUGCUUCAGAGGUUACGAGCAAAGGGAAUAAGGAAUCCGGAUCAUUCUAGAGCUUUAAUUAAAGAGAAAUUGACCGCGGAUCCAGACAGUGAAAUAGCUACAACCAGCCUGAGGGUUUCUCUUCUGUGUCCACUUGGUAAAAUGCGGCUGACAAUUCCAUGUCGGGCCCUUACAUGUUCUCAUCUGCAGUGUUUUGAUGCAACUCUUUAUAUUCAGAUGAAUGAGAAAAAGCCAACCUGGGUUUGUCCUGUCUGCGAUAAGAAGGCGCCAUAUGAACACCUUAUUAUUGACGGCUUGUUUAUGGAAAUCCUAAAGUACUGUACAGAUUGUGAUGAAAUACAGUUUAAGGAGGAUGGCUCUUGGGCACCCAUGAGGUCAAAAAAAGAAGUACAGGAAGUUUCUGCCUCUUACAAUGGAGUCGAUGGAUGCUUGAGCUCCACAUUAGAGCACCAGGUGGCUUCUCACCACCAGUCCUCAAAUAAAAAUAAGAAAGUAGAGGUGAUUGACCUCACCAUAGACAGUUCAUCUGAUGAAGAGGAGGAAGAGCCAUCUGCCAAGAGAACCUGUCCUUCCCUGUCUCCCACAUCACCACUAAAUAAUAAAGGCAUAUUAAGUCUUCCACAUCAAGCAUCUCCAGUGUCCCGCACGCCAAGCCUCCCUGCUGUAGACACAAGCUAUAUCAACACAUCCCUCAUCCAGGACUACAGACAUCCUUUCCACAUGACACCCAUGCCUUAUGACUUACAAGGAUUAGAUUUCUUUCCUUUCUUAUCAGGAGACAAUCAGCAUUAUAACACCUCGCUCCUCGCCGCCGCCGCCGCCGCGGUCUCAGAUGAUCAAGACCUCUUACACUCGUCGCGGUUUUUCCCAUAUACCUCCUCCCAGAUGUUCCUCGAUCAGCUCAGCGCGGGCGGCAGCGCUUCUCUGCCCACCACCAACGGGAGCAGCAGCGGCAGCAACGGCAGCCUCGUGUCCUCCAGCAGCCUGCGGGAGAGCCACAGCCACGCCGUGGCCGGCAGGAGCGGCGCGGACACGGCGUCCAUCUUCGGCAUCAUACCGGACAUUAUCUCGUUGGACUGAUCCUUUUGCCCCUGCUGCUCCCGUCCCCACCCCAGAUUAAAUGAACUUGGCAGAAAGAGGAGAACUUUGUGCUAUGUUUUACCUUAUUCUGUUUGGAAAAGUACACAAGCGUGGUUUUUUUUUUUUUUUUUUCCUUUUUUUAGGGAAAAAAAUUAAAAGAAAUGUACAGAGAACAAAACUAUAUUUUCAGUUUUACUUUUGUAUAUAAAUCUAAGACUGCCUGUCUGAUAAAAAUACUUGUAAAAAACAAAAAAAAAGGAAAGAAAAGAAAAAAAGAAAAAAAAACAAGUACCCACAAACCACCUUCAGUUCAUUUUUUCUGGAUUCUGAAGAUUUUUUCCCCCCAUCAUUUGUCCUAUGGUUUUGGUUUUAUUUUACUUCAAUGGCAUUAUUUUAUUUGCAAUAACAGAAAAGGAAUUGCAUGUAUGAAGUUUUAAAUUGUGGGCUUUUCUUUGUUGUGGGGAGGGGGCUGGGGAGGAUAGUUUUAAUUUCCAUUUUCUAAAAAUGACAGACUUGGAUUCUGUUUGUGUGUGUGCAUAUUUCAUCCAGCCUUAAGUUAUAAAUCUCAUCUGUCCCACUGCAUUCCCUGUGUAUUUUCAGGACAUAGCUUGUGGGUGUGUGCGUUCAGUGUGUGUCUGUGUGUAUUCUUCUGUCAUUACUGUUCCUUCUCCCGAGUUUGCAUUCAGUUGAUAAAUCAGUUGCCUGCUUUUUUCAGAGUGCUUUGAAGGUCUUGAACUCACAUACGAGCAUCUUUAUCAACUAUCCCAAUUGCAUGUUCUCCAUCACAUGUUCUCUCUUAUUUGCUAGACACCCCCUGAGAAUGUGUUUCAGAGAUGGGAGGAAACUGUCUGGUAAGGUAGGCUUAGCAGGUCUGUGAAUAACACACUUUAGUCUAGUUAUUCUGAAUUUGGAUUGCCAGUAUUAUGUAUUUAAACCAAGUCUGUGAACACCUACUUUUUUUGGCCACAGGGUAAAAAGUUUUCGUAUAAGAUCUUGAUACCAAAGUAGGAAGUUAAAGUAGCUUAGAAAGGCCCUGUUGGGUGUCUUGUGCAGCUGACAGAGGUAAGGCUACAUCACCUCAAAAAAGACAAGACAGUCAGUCAUCCUAAAAGUAACUUCUCUUCAGAAAAUACAACACACCACACAUGUCAGUUCGUAGAAAUCCAUCAUCUGAUAAACGAAAUUCAAAAUGGGCUUGACCCUUAGUCGCUUUUACUCUCUGGUUCUGAGCGUGCUUAGUUUCUUAGCCUAGUUAUCUUGUUUUGUUUUGGUUUUUUCUUCACCUUUUAAAGACAAGCAUGACAUAGGAAAGUCACUUUUUUUUUUUUAAAGAAUUCAUGGAUCAGUCUGAUCUAUUCUUAUUAAUAAUGGAACAUGUAAAUAUAUUGAAAACUGUUUUUCAGGAGAUGAGUGAGGGUUGGCGGGAAGGAAAAAGUGGUUCUACUUGUGUUCCAAAAUUGUCAUCAGAGAAGAUAGUACGUUCUUCAGGUAAUAUCUGAAGGUGUCGAAUAUAUUUUUUAGCUGAUUGAAAGGUUUAACGGAAAAGGUAAAGAAGGGGCAUAAUGAUUACCAGUUUUCCAGACUGGAUUUUUAUAUCACAACCGUGUUAAUGUUCUCAGAGUUGUUCUCAGAGUUGAUGAAGGACCACCUUUGUGUAUAAAAUUGUCAUUCUGAACCUUGCAGUGGUAACAAAUUGACCUGCUUUAAUCCAGUUAGAAUUCAAGAUGGCUGUGUCUUCAAUUGUAUGAUAAAAUUAAUGGUUCACCUGACUGUGUGGCACCUAAAAAUAAUACCUGUUUUUGCAGCAUCUCUCUGCCACUAAAUUGUUGACUUGAAUUUUGAAAAACAAGUUGGUAUUGAUAUGUAUAUGUGUGUGUGUAUAUAUGUAUUUAUAGACAAGUGUGUGUGAGUGACAAGUGAGUUAUAUAGUCUUCCCCUGCGCAUGUGUAUUCCACACAUACAUGGCUGAGUUACAGUCACUAAACGAUUUGCAAUUAAAAAAAAGUUCAUUGUCACUUAAAACAAAAUAGUUAAGUUUUUAAAUGAAUCUGGUGUAAUGGUGAGUAAACACUUUAGAACUCUCAUUGCCAUGCUAACUUAGACUAAUAUCUAAUAGUAUUAUAAUUUGUGUCUAAAUUCAGAUUGGGAUAGAAAUUACUUAAAUUGUGGGGAGUUGCCUCUUAUUUCACAUUGUAAUAGGAAACUUUCUCUUAAUUCAACUACCUAAGAUAAAAUGAAUAGUUUUUUUGUUUUUUUUUUUUGUCGUCGUUAGUGGUCUCAAAAUUCUGAUCAAUAACUUUGUGUCUGAUGCUGAAUUACAAACUCUUUGAAUGAUCCAGUUGAAAACCCGUCCCUCUACUUUCUUCAGCCCAGUUUUGGAAAGGGUUUAUUUCCCUCAGCGUCCUGCAUUCUACCAACCUAAGGGAAGAAUAGGUAACAGGGAGAAAUACAUGUCUGUCUAGUGGCUUUGGUCAUGUCUCCAUAGGAGAAAGUAACCGUUUGGUUUGUCUUUUUAUUUUAGUUCAUUCCACUCUAAGGAGUCUGUUCCUUUCAGUUGUUAACUUUCUAAAACGUAGCAGUAGUGGUAGCAGUGACAGCUGUGGCCAUCACUCCGUUGGUCUCAUGGCCGAUAUUAGACUUUGAUGGUUCAUAGUAAUUACUGGUAGGGUCAUGCACUGCAGCUUUAUCUUCUAAGUUAAAAAAAAAACAACCCACAGUCAUUUCUUUUUUUCUUAGCCCACCAUUACUCCCCCACCCUUGCUAACACUGACAUGCUGUCUGUGGACAAGUAAUAGUUCUCAGACUCUUUAGUCAAGUUGCCACCAUCCCCCUUGCCUUGGUCAUUUAUAAUAGGUGUGCACAUGUUUGUAUUUCUGUACAGUACUCUGUGUGUGUGUGUGUGUGUGUAUACACGUGCACACACUCAUCUUUGAUAAAAUAGCUGUUUGACUAGCAGGGUUGAAGUGGCUUUUAAUUGUUUUGGGCAUUAUUGAACACAUCUUUUUAAAACAAUCUGGACCUUAACCAUGCCACGCUCAGUUGACUAAUUUAUUUUGAGCAUUAAAAUUUUUCUACUUCUAUUCUAUUAACUUAGACAUCACAUUAUUAUUACUGACUCAGAAAAUAUUCACUUAAGCUUCUGAAAAAUGUGAUUUCUUGGCAGAUUUUCCUUUGAUUCAGAUGUCUGAAACUGAAUGAAAACAUAUCCCAAUUUUAAAUUACCAAUUGUGGAAAGAACAUUGUUUUUAAACAGCUCCAAUUUUAAACACAGAAAACACUUCAAGAUCUUCAGGCUUUAAAGCACAUUGGAAAUUAUUUUAGUAUGAAUUUUGUUUUAUCAAUACAUGUUGAAUUCUGUUUUUUAAUCAAAAGAAAACACAAAGCUUAGAUUUCAGAAAGAGGGAGGGAGAGAAGAGCUGGUGGUCCCAGAGUGUGCUGCUGUUAAUUGUUUAAUUAACAAAGGGGAAAAUGUAUAUAAACAGAUAUAAGAGUUACCAUAAAUUCCAUGAACUUAAAUCUGUGAUUCAUUGCCUUAAAACUUUCUCUCUUAGAAUUUCCACACCGCAUGCCAAACCAGUAAAAUGGCUUUUAAAAAUGUAUAGUAGACCAAUGUCAGUUUGUAUAAAAGUACCAAGUGGAAAAUAUUUAUUACAUGCAUUGGAAAAAAAAUUGUUUACCUAUUGAAUGUUACCUGUUUAUGUAGAGCUCUUUAGAUGUAAUAAAAGAAAAGCCUUCAGUUA
This is a messenger RNA of Camelus dromedarius (Arabian camel), 5725 nucleotides long. It is a transcript of the gene PIAS1, whose product is annotated as protein inhibitor of activated STAT 1. Gene Ontology annotation, molecular function: zinc ion binding; transcription coregulator activity; SUMO ligase activity. NCBI's taxonomy places the organism in Eukaryota, Metazoa, Chordata, Mammalia, Artiodactyla, Camelidae. The transcript has 14 exons. Gene Ontology annotation, cellular component: chromatin. Gene Ontology annotation, biological process: regulation of transcription by RNA polymerase II; protein sumoylation. The record is from RefSeq and is a predicted model, not a curated record. The coding region runs from base 30 to 1985 and encodes 651 amino acids.